AUGGCUGUGAAUCAGGCAACGUUCAGAAUCCCAGGCCAUUUGAUAACACGAAGCAGGAAAUUGGCCACGUCAUCGAGAGCUUCUCGUCAGACACCUCACCCACCGUCGGUUUUCUGUCUUCCGAUUCACAGCCAUUUUGGGUUACCUUCCGACAACAAUUUCGCCGGAGUACUCGAUCGCUCGCCGGAGUAUUUCUCCGAUCAGAUAUUAGUCGGAUUACACGACUCGGGCAUGGGAGUUGUGACGGUCUCGAGUUCCGCCACAGGGUCGCCGGUCGGAUUGAACUCUAGGUACUUGAAUCGUGUGUCUCUAUCCAGAAGGCCCGUGGUAGUGGCUUUCAAAUCUGAUAAAAGUAAAAAAACGGCCUUAGUUGGGCCUCGAGAGCCCGUGGCCUUGCCUGUGGAAGUGAAUAAAGAGAACGUGAAGAGGAUAAGAAAGGCGAAGAAACGAACCGAACGGGUAAAUGCUGUCACGAUUGACGAAGCUCGCCCGAGCAUUUUGGAUUUGGAUUACGGUGAUGCUGCUGCCAAAUUAGAGAAUUUGUUCAAAAUAAGUCCAAUUGUCGUUCCUGAUGAGGUGUUGGAAACCCAAAGGGUCAAACGGAGGCAGCAAAGAAGGAAGAGGAGCGGUGAAAAUGAAGAGAAAGGGAAAAGAAGUGCAGAGAGUUAUGUAAGGAGUCAGAGGAAGGGUAUAAGACUGAGUCUCGAGAAGAGAAUUGCUUUGAGAACGAAGAACGAAGGUGAAACUGUAGCGUAUGUAGAUAAGAAGAAGAAGAAUAGAAAGGAUGGUGAGGAUGAUAAGAUCAACCGGCUUAUCAGGGAAUAUUCAUCCUCUACUGAUAUGGGCAGCUACGAUUGGAAGAAGAUGAAGAUCCCACCUGUCCUUUCUUCGUCUGAGCACACCUGCCUGUUUAAGUUGAUGCAGCCUAUGAAGGAAAUUCUUCGAGUCAGGGACAUGUUAGGAAUUGAUUUGAAAAGGGAGGUAAAAGAUGAUGAGUUGGCAGUGGCAAUGAAUACAGAUGUUGUUCGAUUGAGGAGACAACUGGAGGUCGGUCGAGCUGCCAGAAGCAAAUUGAUCAAGCACAACCUUCGGCUCGUUUUAUUUGUCAUGAACAAAUACUUUCAAGACUUCACAAACAGCCCGAGAUUCGAAGACCUUUGUCAAGUCGGGGUAAAGGGUCUCAUAAUGGCCAUUGACCGUUUUGAGCCCAAGAGAAAGUUUCGGCUGUCCACAUACGGGCUCUUCUGGAUCAGGCAUGCAAUCAUCCGCUACAUGACGGUCACAAGCUUUAAUAAGGUCUCCUUUGGUCUCGAGUCGGUCAGAUUACAAAUCAAGAAGGCAAAGCUGGAGCUGUUGUUUGAGCUGAAGAGACAGCCGACAGAUGAAGAAAUCAUAGCCCGAGCUGGAAUUUCCCAUGAAAGGUACCAUGACGUAAAGAGGGCAUCAAUGCCUAUUUACUCUCUCAACGCUCGGCAUUGGGUGACUAACGAGGAGUUUAUCAACGGUUUAACCGAUGUAGAUGGCGUCGAUGGGGGUAAUAGGAGGCAGCCCGCAAUCCUCAGGCUUGCUCUGGAUGAUGUGCUCGACUCGUUGAAACCAAAGGAGAGUUUGUCACCGAGCCUGGUUGGUACCCCCUCUGGGCCUCGUCCAGCUUCUGGUGUACCUGCAAGUACAGGAAAUGUAAAACUACAGAACAAGCUCAAAAAUGGGAUCUUGAAAAUAACUUCAAGAAAGGGAGCAACCGAGCGAAGAUAA
Messenger RNA from Striga hermonthica, 1755 nucleotides. NCBI's taxonomy places the organism in Eukaryota, Viridiplantae, Streptophyta, Magnoliopsida, Lamiales, Orobanchaceae. The record is from the annotation of a GenBank genome assembly.